Aureococcus anophagefferens is the source of this 1548-nucleotide messenger RNA. RefSeq lists its product as hypothetical. Gene Ontology annotation, molecular function: serine-type endopeptidase activity; protein binding. The record is from RefSeq and is a predicted model, not a curated record. The transcript is spliced from 3 exons. NCBI's taxonomy places the organism in Eukaryota, Pelagophyceae, Pelagomonadales, Pelagomonadaceae. Gene Ontology annotation, biological process: proteolysis. The coding region runs from base 1 to 1548 and encodes 515 amino acids.
AUGGACCUGGCCGUGCUCACGGUCGCGGACGAGGCCUUUUGGGACGACGGCGACGACGGAAUGUGCGCGUGCGCGCGGCUCUCGGGCGCUUUACCCCGCAUCGGCGAGGCGACGACGGUCAUCGGCUACCCGACGGGCGGCGAGCAGGUCUCCGUGACGAAAGGCGUCGUGAGCCGCAUCGACAUGCAGCGCUACACGGGCUACGCGAACGUCGAGCCGCUCCUCGUCGUGCAGAUCGACGCGGCGAUCAACGCGGGCAACUCCGGCGGCCCCGUCUUCGACGUCCGCGGCGACGUCAUCGGCGUCGCGUUCUGCAAGGACGCGACGGACGACUCCGACAACAUCGGCUAUCUGAUCCCCGCGCCCAUCGUGGGCCUCUUCUUCGGCGCCGUGGCCAUGCGGGAGGCGGCGGGCGGCGACGCGCCCUUCGUCGUGCCCGGCGUCGCGGGCCUGGGCGUGGCCACGCAGCCCGCGGAGAACGCGCACCUCCGGCGGCACUGCCGGAUGGCGCCGGGCACGACGGGCGUCGUCGUGACGCGCGUCGCGCCGCUGUCGCCGCUCCACGGCAAGGCGAAGACGGGCGACGUCAUCCUAGCCAUCGACGGCGUCGAGGUGUCGAACGACGGCAGCGUGCCGCUGCCCGACGACGCGCCGCCGAACGCCGGGAAGCGGCGCCGGCGGCCGCGCCGCGUCGACUACGACCACCUCGUGACGUCGCGGCCCGUGGGGUCCCGCGUCAUCGUCAAGCUCCACGACGCGACCACGGGCGAGGUGCGGGACGAGGACGUGGCGCUUGCGGCCGUGCCGCGGCUCGUGCCCUGCUUCCACGGCGUCGACGCGCGGCCGUCCUACUUCAUCUUCGGCGGGCUGGUCUUCGCGCCGCUGUCCAUGCCCCUCGUGGACGUCUUGGACACGACGUCCUACGACGACGAGACGACGCUGGCCAUCCGGCACGCGUGCGCGAACGCGGAGAAACGGGACCCGGACCAGCAGAUCGUCGUGCUCCAGCGCAUCCUCGUCGCGCCGGAGUGCAACGACGGCUACGACGACGCGCACCACGCGCCGUCGAUUUUGGAGAGCGUCGACGGGAAGACCGUGGACAACCUCCGGUCGCUCGCGGACUGCGUCGACGCGGCGGCGGGCGACUUCGUGCGCUUCGUCUUCAGGAGCGGCCACAUCAUCGCGCUGGACCGGCGCCUGUGCCUGAAGCACGACCCGGACACGCUCGCCAUGAACGCCAUCCCGAGCCGGUGCUCCGCGGACCUCGAGGACCCGGAGCGGCCGAGCGCGGCGUGGAACAUGUCGGCGAUUCCGGCCGUCGUCGCCGCGGAGCGCGUGCCCGGCGGCGAGGCGAACCGCAUCGUCGGCGUCGUCGACGCGCUCAAGUACUUCGACGCCAACGAGGGCGGCUUCGGCUUCCUGCGGCGCACGGGCCACCCCGUCGCGAACAGCCGCGAGCACCACGUCCAUUUCCGUAGCAAGGACGCGCCCGAGCCGUUCUCCGACCUCAAGGUCGGCAUGGAGGCGCGCGCCCCGCGUCCUUUUUGA